AUGAGGUCUUUCCUCUUUACGAGCUGCAUAGCAGCGCUUUCGAGCUUCGCGAGCGCCGAACUCAACCUGUCACAACCGCUGCUAUCCAAGCAAGUGCUACCCAGCACAUUUACACCACCGCAGGUGUUCAAGAAUGCCAACCUAGUCCGGACGACGAACCUGGACAAGGCAUACGUCAGGGAGACGAUCAAUGUCAUAAUCGAGAACAUUGACGACAAGGCGCAAUCAGAAUACUACCUGCCAUUCGACUCGAGCACAUUGUCCAAAGUUGGAGGGUUCGAAGUAAGAGACAAGAAGGCGGCUGAGAAGGGCAUCUUCAAGGUCGAGGUGGUGGGCUUUGAUGCAGAGAGCUCCGUCGAGUUCUACAAGAUCCACCUCCCCGAGCCCCUCGCACCCAAGGCGCAACAAACCAUCAGCAUCUCCUACUCGAUCGCCUCGGCUCUGAAGCCCGUCCCCGCCCAGAUCGCCCAGACGGACAAGCAGUACAUUCAAUACGACUUCAGCGCAUACGCACCCUCGGCCUACCUCACCGAGAAGCAGCGAACCAAGGUCAAGUUCCCCAACAGCGAUGUGCCAGACUACACGAGCCUUCCCUCGGAGCUCAACGACGAGCAGACCGCCGACCCCCAGAAGCAAGGCUCGACCUUCACAUACGGUCUUUACAACAACGUGCCCGCAGGCGCCCAGCAGGCCGUAAGCGUGCGCUACGAGUUCACCAAGCCCGUCACCCACGCGACACUGCUGGAGCGCGACAUCGAGGUCUCGCACUGGGGCGGCAACCUAGCAUCCGAGGAGCGCUACUGGCUCGUCAACCAAGGCGCAGGACUCAAGAACCACUUCUCGCGCGUAGAAUGGCAGCGCCAGUCCUACCUCAACCCACCCACCUUCGCCCUCAAGGGCCUCGCUCUGCCCCUCGCCCCCGGCGCCGUCGACCCCUACUUCACCGACGACAUCGGUAACGUCUCGACCUCCAAGUUCCGCCCGGGCAAGAAAGAAGCCCUUCUGGAACUGAAGCCGCGCUACCCCGUGUUCGGAACCUGGAAGUACAGCUUCCGCGUUGGCUGGAACGCAGACCUAUCCUCGUACCUGCGCAAGCUCUCCACGGGCGACACCUACGCGCUCAAAGUGCCCUUCCUCGAGGGCCCCCGCUCCGGCGAAGGCAUCUCCUACGGCCGCGUAAACCUGCGCGUCAUCCUCCCCGAAGGCGCGAAGAACGUCAAGUUCUCCACCACUGUGCCUAUCGUCAGCAACGAAACUAGCCUCCACAAGACUUUCAUGGAUACCCUCGGCCGCACCACACUCGAACUCACGGCUAUUAACCUGGUUGAUGAGUUCAGAGACCGUGACCUCGUUGUCACGUACGACUACCCCUGGACUGCUGGAUACCGGAAGCCCGUUGUUAUUACUCUGGGCAUGUUUGCCGUGUUUGCUGUUACGUGGGUCGUGGGUAGCAUUGAUACUAGCAUUGGGAAGAAGAAGACUGCGUAG
Molecule: messenger RNA, 1488 nt
Organism: Alternaria ethzedia
Lineage: Eukaryota; Fungi; Ascomycota; Dothideomycetes; Pleosporales; Pleosporaceae
Exons: 2
Coding region: 1-1488 (495 amino acids)
Cellular component (GO): oligosaccharyltransferase complex; membrane
Source: RefSeq, a predicted model, not a curated record